AUAUCCGAUUUCGCAGUUUGGCACAUUUAGGUUAUGUCAUCGUGACAUUUCAAAUUAAAUGUUGCUGUUUUGUAAUGUUUUGAAAGAAAGUGUUUAUUAAAUUGCUUCAAAUCAUGUCUGCAUUCCCCAAUUUGAAGAAUGAUCGGCUCUUAAGAGCUGCAAGGGGUGAAGUUCCUGAUAAACUCCCAAUAUGGGUUAUGAGACAAGCCGGACGUUACUUACCUGAAUUUAUGGAGUUCCGUAAAGACCAUUCGUUUUUUGAAAUAUGUCAAACACCACAACUUGCCUGUGAAGUUACCUUGAUGCCAAUAAGACGUUAUGAUUUAGAUGCUGCGAUUAUUUUUAGCGACAUUUUAGUUAUUCCACAGGCUUUGGGUAUGGUUGUUGAGAUGAAAGCGGGAAUUGGUCCGGUGUUACCGGAGCCGCUAACUUUGGAAAACUUCCACGAAUUGAACAAAACUGGUGCUGUUGAUAGACUGAAGUAUGUAGGGGAAGCUAUUACUUUGACUAGGCAUAAAUUGGAAGGCAAAGUGCCACUAUUUGGUUUCUCAGGAGCUCCAUGGACUCUAAUGGGGUACAUGAUUGAAGGUGGUGGUUCCAAAACGUUAAGCAAGGCCAAAAAAUGGUUAUACGCUCACCCAAAAAUCGCACAUAAACUACUUGAGUUACUGACAGAGGUGAUCAUUGAUUAUCUUGUAAUGCAAGUAGAAGCAGGUGCUCAAAUUUUACAAAUUUUCGACAGCAAUGCUGACCUUUUAAAUAAAGAACUUUACACAAAAUUUUGUCUCCCAUACUUGAAGAAAAUCAGGGACUCGGUGCGUUUAAAACUUGACGUAAAGAAACUAGAACAAGUUCCUAUGGUUUUAUUUGCCAAAGGUGCCCAUUAUUGUUUACCAGAACAAGCAGAUUUAGGCUAUGAAGUUCUAGGAGUUGACUGGACUCUAGAACCUCAAGUUGUAAGAACUUUAUUGAAGGGAAAAAAUGUGACAGUACAGGGAAAUUUAGAUCCUUGUGCUCUCUACGCACCCAAAGAAGAAUUAAUCAGACUUGUGCACAAAAUGGUGGAAGAAUUUGGAGGCCAAAGAUAUAUUGUUAACUUGGGACAUGGAAUAUAUCCUGAUGCGCCCAUAGAGUCAUUGCAGACGUUUAUAGAAACAGUGCAUAAUAUCAGAAUUUGAUUGUUUAUUUCCUUAAUUAUUGAUUGUUUAAUAAAAUUAUGACGAAAA
Messenger RNA from Tribolium madens (black flour beetle), 1226 nucleotides. Its product is annotated as uroporphyrinogen decarboxylase. Lineage: Eukaryota; Metazoa; Arthropoda; Insecta; Coleoptera; Tenebrionidae. The transcript is spliced from 5 exons. Gene Ontology annotation, molecular function: uroporphyrinogen decarboxylase activity. Gene Ontology annotation, cellular component: cytosol. The record is from RefSeq and is a predicted model, not a curated record. Gene Ontology annotation, biological process: heme biosynthetic process. The coding region runs from base 114 to 1178 and encodes 354 amino acids.